UAACAUCCAGAUACGGCCAGCUCGUCAGACUCGACAUCCCCCCUCCAAGAACCGACGAUGGUGAAAAGUACGCGUUUGUCGAAUACAAAGACUACGAAAGUUGUGAAAAAGCGUUGGAAUUGGACGGCAAAACCCUCCCAUGUUCCUUGAAGGAUGGGUUGGUGGUCCAAAUCGCCAGAUCGGACCCCUACAGCACCAGAAGAGGCGCCUUCAGAGGCUCUAGAGGUGGCUACGGCUAUGCUCCUAGAGGCAGAGGUGGUUAUGGCUACCCUAGAGGUGGCUAUGGCUAUGCUCCCAGAGGUGGCUACGAAGGCAGAGGUGGCUAUGAAGGCAGAGGUGCCUACGAAGGAAGGGGAGGUUACGCCAGAGGUGGCUAUGGCAGAGGUGGCUAUGGCAGAGGUGGCUACAGAGGUGGCUACGAAGGCGAAUACUCUGACAGAGAAUACCGAGGCGAACGUGGCUCCGACGGUGGUAGAGACUACGACUACAGAGGAGACCGUCCCGAAGGCGGCGAACCAGCAUACGAUCCUAGAGACGACAAAUAUGGUCAUGAUGAACGUGACAAAUACGCCCACGACGAUCGUGACAAGUACGAUCAUGACGACCGUGAACGUGAACCCAAGCCAUCCCACGACGAGGGCCGUGAGGGCCGUGAAAGCCGUGACAGCCGUGAUUACGGUAGAGGAAAAUACUCCAGAUCACCAUCAAGAUCACCCAACAGAGCAAGAGAAAGAUCCAGAUCACCAGAACGUUAUUAAGUCCAAUAACCGGUACGCUCAUUUAUCCUAGCUCAUCCAACUUGUAAAAUCACCAUGAACCAUCAAUCGAUUCGUAAAUCACCGUCUAUAUCAAAUCAUUGUAAAAGUAUUCCAUCAUCCCAAUCCAUCCAAGAAUCCAAACAUGUAGAAU
This is a messenger RNA of Suhomyces tanzawaensis NRRL Y-17324, 909 nucleotides long. RefSeq lists its product as uncharacterized. The transcript has 3 exons. The record is from RefSeq and is a predicted model, not a curated record. NCBI's taxonomy places the organism in Eukaryota, Fungi, Ascomycota, Pichiomycetes, Serinales, Debaryomycetaceae. Bases 154 to 789 code for a protein of 211 amino acids.